AUGUCUACCGAAGAAUUGCAGACCUUAGUGUUAAACACUCUUGACCAGCAAAACACCAUUCAAGAUUCAAAGGACUUGUCUUUCAAUGGUAGUCCUGUUGACCAGCUUGUACUGUUGGGCGCUCUCAGCAGUUUAAAAUCCAAAAACAUGGUUGACUUUGCACCCAUUGAACGUAUCGUUUGGUCCCUAACCGAGGAAGGACAACAACUUGCUAAAGAAGGAAGUCAUGAAGCCCGUGUUUUUGAGGCAAUUCCUCCCGGAGAAGAAGGUCUUCCCAUUGCUGAGCUUCAGGCCAAGUUUGGACCCGCAGCAAAGGCCGGACAGGGCAAAGCUUUCAAAAAUAAAUGGAUUACUAAGAAAGGAAACAACUUGAUUCGUGCUGUUGACAGCAUUGUUGAUCAAACUCAAAAAGAAUUACAAGAGAUUCAAUCUACUGGAACCUUGGGCAAUGAUAAAGUCCUUGCAGAGUUGAAGAAGAGAACAUUAAUUGAUAAACAAAAGCUGACCACAUACAGUGUAUCAAAAGGCCCUGAGUUCUCUUUAGAGAUCAAGAAGGAGGCAACAGACAUCACCGUUGAAAUGCUUCAGUCUGGUGAAUGGAAGAACGCGACCUUCAAAAAGUACAAUUUUGAUGCAGCAGGUGUGCCUCCUGCAGGUGGUCAUCUUCAUCCUCUGAUGAAAGUACGUCAAGAAUUCCGUGAGAUUUUCUUUGAAAUGGGAUUCCAGGAGAUGCCUACCAACUGCUUUGCUGAAUCCAGUUUCUGGAAUUUUGACGCUCUUUUCCAACCUCAACAGCAUCCUGCAAGAGAUGCCCAUGAUACCUUUUUCUUAAAGGAUCCUGCCACCUCAGACCGCUAUCCUCGUGAUUUGAUGGAAAAGAUCAAGGAGACUCAUGAACACGGUGGUGAUACAGGUUCGAUCGGCUACAAUUACACAUGGAAAGAAGAAGAAGCACAAAAGCUUAUCUUGCGUACACACACAACCGCUGUCAGUUCAUACAUGCUUCACAAACUCUCAGAAGAGACCAAACGCACAGGCGAAUUCCGUCCUGCCAAAUACUUUUCUAUUGAUCGUGUAUUCCGUAAUGAAUCAGUUGAUGCUACUCACUUGGCUGAAUUCCAUCAGAUUGAAGGUGUCAUUGCUGAUAAGAACUUGACCUUGGGUGAUUUGAUUGGUUUUAUGGAUGUCUUUUUCAAAAAGAUGGGUAUGGACAAGAUUCGUUUCAAGCCCACUUACAAUCCUUAUACCGAACCUUCUAUGGAAAUCUUUUCUUAUCACGAAGGAUUAAAGACUUGGGUCGAAAUUGGUAACUCGGGUAUGUUCCGUCCUGAAAUGUUGCUUCCCUUAGGUUUACCUCCCGAUGUACGUGUUAUCGCUUGGGGUCUUGGUCUUGAACGUCCCACAAUGGUCAAGUAUGGUAUCUCUAACAUUCGUGAUUUGCUUGGUCACAAGGUCAACAUUGCAAUGAUUAAAGACUAUCCUAUCUGUCGUUUGGAUAAAAAGAUGGGUAAAGAAUUGGUUGGAUUAAGUCAAGAGUAG
Rhizopus microsporus ATCC 52813 is the source of this 1539-nucleotide messenger RNA. Its product is annotated as phenylalanine--tRNA ligase subunit alpha. The record is from RefSeq and is a predicted model, not a curated record. Gene Ontology annotation, cellular component: phenylalanine-tRNA ligase complex; cytoplasm; cytosol. The transcript has 6 exons. Gene Ontology annotation, biological process: phenylalanyl-tRNA aminoacylation. Gene Ontology annotation, molecular function: phenylalanine-tRNA ligase activity; tRNA binding; ATP binding. NCBI's taxonomy places the organism in Eukaryota, Fungi, Mucoromycota, Mucoromycetes, Mucorales, Rhizopodaceae. The coding region runs from base 1 to 1539 and encodes 512 amino acids.